AAUGUCAUAAGAAAAACUAUUGUAACACACUGAAGAGGAACCUCAAUCAUAUGCCUAAUAAUAUUAAAAACUUAAGUUUUAAACCCCUACACCAGAAGAAUAAUAAUUUGAAGUCAAAGACUAACAAAAAGAAGAAUUAUUAAAAAAGAUCGAAAUCUUAGAAAAUAAAUUAAAAAACACAAUUGAUGACAAACCUUACAGUGAAUUAAUUAGAAUCUUAAUCUGGGAAGCUUUAGGAACAGCAUUCUUUGCUUAUGGAAUUGUAUGUUCUAGAGGAAAUGAUGUAAUGCUAAGUGUUUAUUUAUUUGGUGCAAUAUUUUUAAUUGGUAAAAUUACAGGAGGACAUGUGAAUCCAGCUGUCUCAAUGUCCUUUUAUAGUUCUAAUGAAAUUAGUGCUUUCACUAUGAGAGUAUAUUGGGCUGCUUAAGUAGGUGGUGCAAUAGCUGGAGCUUUAGCAGCAUUUGUUAUUGUUGGAAGAGUUACAUCUCCAUAUAUAGCAACUUAACCAAUUGAAUGGAUGAUUGCAGAUUUCUGUGGAGAAGUAAGACUCUAUAUAAAUUAUAUAGGCCCUUGGAACUUUUAUUUUUUGUUUAUUUAUACACAUCUAAGUUCAUCAAUAAACCUAAUUAACAGAUAAUAAUCUAAUUGGAAUAGGAAUUAUUGCCACUGCAUUAUACUUUGGAAGAAUUCUCACUUAUCACACUGGAGGUUAAUUUUACUAUUAUUAUAAAAGGGUGUUUAAAUCCAGCUAUGGGUGUAGGUUUGGGAAUCUUUGAGUCUUUGUAAGAUGGUAAUUGGGAUAGAUUAAUAAACAUAUGGAUUUACAUUUUUGGUCCUUUUUCUGGAGCUUCCUUAGCUUCUGAAUUUUAUAGAAGUGUAUAUGUAGGAUUGUUACCUAAGAAAUAAUGA
Messenger RNA from Paramecium pentaurelia, 909 nucleotides. The record is from the annotation of a GenBank genome assembly. Lineage: Eukaryota; Ciliophora; Oligohymenophorea; Peniculida; Parameciidae.